Messenger RNA from Bacillus rossius redtenbacheri, 1693 nucleotides. Its product is annotated as GTP-binding protein Rhes. The transcript has 4 exons. Gene Ontology annotation, biological process: signal transduction. The coding region runs from base 1 to 915 and encodes 304 amino acids. NCBI's taxonomy places the organism in Eukaryota, Metazoa, Arthropoda, Insecta, Phasmatodea, Bacillidae. Gene Ontology annotation, molecular function: GTPase activity; G-protein beta-subunit binding; GTP binding. The record is from RefSeq and is a predicted model, not a curated record.
AUGCUGCCCCAGCAGCAGGCGGCGGGGUCCGCCCCCAGCCCCGGGUCGUCCUCCUCGUGCGAGGACAGCUGCCGGCCGCCGCCCAGGAACUGCUACCGCCUCGUGCUGCUGGGGUCUUCGCGCGUCGGCAAGACCUCCAUCGUGUCCAGGUUCCUGAGCAACAAGUUCGAGGACUCGUACACGCCCACCAUCGAGGACUUCCACCGCAAGCUGUACCGCAUCAGGGGCGAGGUGCACCAGCUCGACAUCUUGGACACGUCCGGCAACCACCCCUUCCCGGCCAUGCGGCGGCUGUCCUUCCUCACAGGGGACUUGUUCGUGCUGGUGUUCAGCCUGGACUCGCGCGAGUCCUUCGAGGAGGUGCAGGCGCUGCGCGACCAGAUCCUGGAGACCAAGCUGAGCGCCUGCGCCGCCGCCGGCUCCUCGGGGGUGGGCCGCCGCAAGCCGCCUGCCCCGCGCGUGCCCAUGGUGCUCGUCGGCAACAAGAGCGACAAGCAGAUGAAGACGGUGACGCCUGAGGAGGCCGCCUCGUACGCCGCCAGCCAGGACGACUGCUGCGUGUUCGUGGAGACGUCCGCCAAGCGCAACCUGCGCAUCGACGAGUUGUUCCACGAGCUGUUCCUGGCGGCGGGGCUGCCCUUGGAGAUGGCGCCCGACCACCACAAGCGGCUGCACCCGGCCUUCGGCAGCCCGUGCGCGCUGCCGCCGCCCUCGCCGCAGCACCGCUCCAAGAAGUGCACCAUCUCCAUCCGGCGGCGGCUGAGCGACGCGUGCGGCGUGGUGGCGCCCAACGUGCGGCGGCCCUCCAUCCGCACCGACCUCAUGAUCAUGCGCACCAAGACGUGCGCCCUCGGCGGCGGCGGUGCUGGGGACCCCGCGGGCCGCGACCCGGGGCGCCACUGCGUCCUGCAAUGACGGCCGUCGAACCCCCCGCUCCUCGAGGCCCGCGGGAGUGCUCACAAGAACACGCGCUUCGACCAUUUCAUCCAACUCUUCUGAAAAAGAAAAACACGGUUAAAAAAACAAACGAUUUACGGUAAUAUGACCUUACGUGAAUCGUGAAGAGACCAGUUUUUUUUUUUCAAAUCGCUUGAUUUCACCUGAAGCAUCGUGUAAGUGUCCCAGGUUGGGACGUGGCCCCUUUAAUAUGUUCUGCGUCUGGCUAGGGAUUUUAUUUUUUGGAAAAAAAAAAUUUUUUUAGCAGUUUUGUUGAGUCGCUUCGGAUUUUUUUUUUUUUGACGGUUUUGAUGUGGAAUAUUUUAACCUCGUGCGCCCGAGAAAAAAGUGAUCGGUCAGUGUCGUGUAUUCAGGUUUACGCGCGGAAUGCCAUUGCGACAGCUUCCAGAUCUCCUGGGGCGGUGCGGAGCGGAUGCCCACAGAGUUCAAGAGACCGCCUCGUUUCCUGAGGACAGCUUGGUGUGGCGCCACUGGGCGCCUCCAGGGACCGCGGGGAGGGGAGAGGCACAGCGCCCCGUUCUUCAGCGGCAACCUCGGCGCCAGAGGUCUCCAGGGACGGCGAAGAGAGGCCCUCUAGGGACGGUGUUCCAAGACGGUCGGUUGAGGUAGCGAACAAGCACCGCCUUGUUGGGCCGUAUUCCCGAACCGUGUCCGAACCGAAUCCCAGCAAGGGAACAAAUUCCGGCAACAGUUUAAAAUAAACCUGUGCCCCACGCGAGGCUAGAAUCCGGUUUCA